This is a messenger RNA of Trichoplax adhaerens, 11493 nucleotides long. RefSeq lists its product as uncharacterized. The transcript is spliced from 23 exons. The record is from RefSeq and is a predicted model, not a curated record. The coding region runs from base 1 to 11493 and encodes 3830 amino acids. NCBI's taxonomy places the organism in Eukaryota, Metazoa, Placozoa, Uniplacotomia, Trichoplacea, Trichoplacidae.
AUGUUGAUAACACUAAGCGUGAUUGCUUCCGAAUCUUUCAAAAGCAAAAAAACUUGGUCAAGAUUGGUUUGGCCUAUCCAGGCUAAAGAUAGCCUGUACCUUCUUGAUACCAAUCGAUUACGUCAAGCUCAAAUUCAUACCGGUCAGAUCAGGCGUCAAAAAAUCCCAAACUUGAAAGAUACCAUUGCAGUGAAUAUCUCUAUCGAUGGCUCAUUCGUUGUAUUCAUAUGGAAUAAUAAUGAAAUCUGUUUAUGGCACGGUGAAAGUCGGACAUUAUUAACCAUUGAAAAUUCUAAGCAAUUCGUUGAGAACUACCUAAAUCAAGGGAGCAGAGUUAGCAUUUUCGUCUCAGAUUGUGGUCGGAAGAUUAUCGUAGUUAUUGAUAUGAAGAAAAUAUUGCUAUGGGAAGCUGAUCUUGAUAGUUUUUUUGAACUCAAAGGGAAGGAAGCUACUGCAAGUGGGAUUUGGAGUAAUAUCCAGCCAAACAAUUGCAGUUUACCGGAUGAAGGCAGUAAAGAGGCAUUUGUCGAAACAAUAUUUUACUUUGAUCCGAUGAUUGGAUUUAAUUGCAGCAUCAUCUUCGUAUUUAACAAUCAAGCGAACCAACUCGUAAUUACACAGAUCUUAAUAAGAUGGACAGAUUUAAAUGAAGAGGAACAAGUUUUAAAAAACAUAGCUAAACAAAGUUUACGCAGCAGUGAAAAUCGACAUCAAUCGGACAGAAAGCAUCAAGAUGAAAUCACAUUUAUUCCGGAUUCUGUUUAUGAAACGCACAAUCCCAGCUAUCAAACUAUACCGCAGGCCUUUGAUCAACGUUAUCGUUCGGAACUUAUUAACUUAGCAGAUAUCUGUAGUGCUGCCAAAGCUAAUUUUAAAGCAGGUGCAUAUGUUGCGAAGCAUUCACGCGAUGGCGAUAUUUUAGCUAUCGCUAUGAAUCAGAAAAUAUCCAAGGAUACCAGAAUUAUAUUUUACUCUUUACGUGCUAAAGCCAUUGUAGUAACAGACAUGUACGGGUGCAGUCGUCGUGAUGGACGCGGCAAGGAAUUCAGCAUUACCGAUAUGACUUGGACUUCCAAUAGUUUAUUACUAAUUGCGAUAACACGUAAUGGGUUCGUAGCUAUCAUUAGCCGUGCUGGACAACUGCUAUUGUGCAAUACGAAAGGCUUGGGUACGGAGUUAGGCCCCUCCUUUUAUUUGCCGUUACAUCCAUUAAUGACCAUUAAAAAAUUUAGUGAUAUGACAGGUGAUAGUAGCAGCAAAAUUACGAGCCCGAAUACAAGCGAACAUGAAAAUGAUGACUUUGAAAAGCUGAAACAAAAGUUUUCUGUUACAGUUCAUCCUCGGUUACCGCGAAUUAUCACAUCAGACGGCUACAUGUUUAUUAUUAUAUCUUUGCCAGCAAUUGCAACUCAUUGUCAACAUAUGAUCUCAACAUUCAUACAGGAAGUACAAGUAGCUGUUUUAAGGAAAUUUAAAGAUUCAGCUAACCCGAUAAUUGGCAUCAACACGGAAACAAAUUUUAGUCGCACUAAUAAUUUUGAUUAUUUAGGCACGCGAAGUAUUAAUCAAUUACUAUACAAGGGAUCAUUAUAUACAGGUCUUCCAAUCGGUGACGGGAGUGGUAAUAUCGAGCAAGGAUUCGAUCACACGCAAUUUGGCAAUCAACAGUUGCAACGCACGAUAAGCGAAGAAUUUAACACUACAUAUGGAUAUUCUACAACAUCAUCAACAACCGAAUUAGGCCUCAACACAUUCUUAAAUGGUCUAGAUUAUGGCAUUAUUGAAUUUGGUUUUCCAAUUGAUACCCUAGAAAAAGAAACAGCUGCUGUACUGGGGCAAGAAUACGCACCGUUGCAUGUUAGUUUUAAUGGUUUAUUAAAUGCCUGGUCACUAUUGGUGACUGCCAAUAUAGAUGCGUCGGCUGGAUUUAAUCGUGAUUUACUAACCUGGAAAGUCAUCCAAUGUAUUGCACAGGUUUCUAACCAAGUUUUAAUUUUUAGUAUAUCAAAAUUUACUCAAACUGAUGGUUCAAGUAAUCGUCGUGCUCAUAGACAAUUGACAAGGCAGAGAUCAAUACUAUUUGAUUUAUCAUUUAUUCAGGCCAUUAACAUGGUCACAUCACUGUACCAAAAAUGCAUGACUAUAAUUCUGUGGGAUGCAGCUACACGCCACUCUAUGCAACAUGCAAUUUUUCUGCCAUUUAGUUUGAUUCGUGCUUUUCUAAAUAUACCGGCUCGAUCGGAUCAGAGAUUUAUUUUACUUGAAUAUUGUUACAAAUUUACCAGAUUUGCUGAUCAAAUUUUGACGUCAACUUACUCUUCUAUAAUACGCGAGCGCAAUGCCGGUAAUAAACAGAGUUUUCAAAAUACUACCAACGCAAAGUCAUCCGCUAACGAUGCUCUACACCUUGACGUGACAGUGAGAGUGGCCAACUUAUGGCUGUAUCUUUAUAGCCAUAUCGUUGUUACUUGGAAAGCUGUACAAUCAGAAAAUAUUGCAAGUGAUAAAAUCAAGGAAUUGGCUAGGUCCUUAUUAUAUAACAUUCAGGGGGUGUUAACGCAUUAUAAUAUAGAAAUACCUUACCAAGAUAAUGAUCAUGCCUGUAUUCAAGCAUUAAAUGAGUGCUAUACAAUGUAUUUUAAAGGAUCAAUACUAGAUGCUGCCAAAUCCUUGGCGUCAGCAUAUCAACGUCGAAGCGAUAAUAAUCUUCUAACUGACAAUUUUAAAUCUGCUCAUCCCAAAUUAUCCUUACUUUACAUGUAUCUUGAAAGUUAUCAUUUAAAUGACGCCAUUAAUCUGGUUAACUCACUAAUUGCCGUUCGUCACGAUCAUGAUGCAUCACUAUCAUCCAUUAAUCGAGCUGCAAGCUAUGCUAGCCUAAGUGCCGGCUCAGACAUAAGCCAUUUAUCAGUACCACAGCUAUUUUCAGGUAGACAGAAACAUCGAUCAUCUCGGAAAAAGAAUUUAAGUAACAACAUGCCCCAUUAUUGGGUUAAAGAUAUAAUAGACCUUGAAGUUGUGCAAAAUUUUGCGCGUUGUAUGGCUUUGUAUUUUUGCUAUGGAUAUGAUAUUUUAAUUAGUCCUGCACACCAUGCCCAAAAUUGUCCGAGUCUAUUUACAUUAACUUGUCGAAAAGGAGAGGAUUUAGAUCUAGUAAAUAAAACUGAAAACACCAGAUUAUUUCGGUUGAAAGAGCGUCUUAAAGGACAUAAAUUUUUACCAAGAAUAAAAUCCACAGCCCUAGAGGUGGUCUAUAAAGAUGGAAAUCGUUAUUUUAAAUUGGAUCGUGAAAGCAUCGCUAAAGCAGUUCGUAACUUAACUUUAGAUAGUGUAUGGACAGCGAAAUUUACGUGUUAUUUACUGCUGACAUCAGGUUUACUGUCAGAAUCGAUUUGGUUUACCAUGCAACUGGGCGAUUGGAAAAAUGCUUUAGUACUUGCUACACUAUACGAGAAGCGGUAUCAAUUUUUUCAAGCGAACAAAUUUGUAUCUUUUGCAGAAUUACCGAAACAAUUGACAACAAGAUACAUUAUUCAAUCGCAUAUCGAUUCAGCCUUGCAUAUUAACAAGAAAAUUAUCGAAGAAACUAAUGCAACAGCAAGUGAAGUUAAUGACUCAAAUGUUACUUCUUGUAGUGGUGAAGUAAUUAGUUCUGUUAUUGCUGAUGUUUUACAAAUCUCCGCCUUGCUAAAUCUGUCGGAAGUUGCUCCGUAUACCUUAUCUAGCCUAAUCCGAGCACUGAAAAAUAAAAUUUGUCAACUUGAUAUAUUUGUUCCUGAAGAACUGUACUUACCAGCUCCGCCACUGUAUUGUCCGCAGUUUUUGGAUAAUGAAGAUGAAGCAUCUCCAUUCACAAGCUCGGAUACUGAAUCUGUUUUCCGUACGAUCAUAUAUAAUAGCAGUCAACAAUUACUGAAUAUUUAUAGCUCAUCACAUUAUAUAUCCGCCUGUACGAAAUGGUAUUGCCAAAAGAUAGUUCGAGCUUAUUUAAUGAAGAAUUUUUCUAAUUCGCAAGAAAGUCACAACGAUAGAAAUGAUUUGAAUAAUAAUUCCGUACUUCUAGAUACAAAUAUGUUAGAAACUCAUAAUAUACCGGCAACUCUUUCAAAUUACGCUCUAGCUGAAGACAAUCUUGCUACGAUUUGGCUAGAUCAAUGUAAUGAUAUAAAUACAUCUUCAUCAAAUGUUACCGAAAUCAUAAAUGCAAUUAGUGUAUUAAAUUCUUUUCGACAACUCUGUAUUCUACUCUGGUUGAUGCAUGUUCGAGAUGAAUUUUCUUUAAAUUAUCGUAAAUUGAUGGAAGGAAAAAAUUUUUCAUCAUCUGCGAAUGGGUUCAAUAUUGAAGAUUUUCACCAACAUUGCCUAGUAACGCUAAAGUGGUGCUUAAUGCUAAUUCAUUUUGCUGAUUUGUUGCAAGAUAAAGCGACGAUAUUGAAUAUCAUGUUAAAUAUUUUAAUAGAAAUUCCUAUUAGCCCUGUUCAUGCUAAGAUUUUGAUGAUGCACAAAGAUGAAUUUACUGAUUCAUCGACUUCAUCAAUGAUUAGAAAGAAGUAUUAUCGCCUUAUUAAAAAUAUUGAACGCCAUGUUAUUCAACAAACACAUGAAAUACAUAUCACAACAGAAGAAGCAUUAGCUACUUUAAGUGAGCAGAAACAAGAUCAGUUUCAGAAUGUAACCAUAGAAAAUUAUCAAAUUCAGUUUGAAAUCUGUGAAGGCCAAGAUAGUCAAUAUAAUCAAGCAUCGGAUUAUAUUACCCUUUGGCCAUUCGAAAUGGAUAAGGAUUAUCUAGAGUUUUUAGAUACAUUCUUUUUGAUAGCACUAUCUAAAAUACCAGAAAUAUCGACCACUACCAAUAUACCCGGCGUUGCAACACUUCCUCCUUUGCCAUUGCUGUCCUUGUUUCGUAAUCAAAUUGCUGAAUAUCUGAACAUUGUCGAUGGGUAUUACAACACCAAGCGUAACACCAAACAACGCUAUCGGAAGACAAAUUCAGGCAAAAUCGACCCAAAAGACAGAAUUUUACAGAAAACGGCCUCCUCCGCUGCUUUAUUGCAAAAUAUAUCAAAAAAAAGUCCACAAUCUACUCCUCAAUCAGCUAGAGGUCACCGUUUACCUACUGGCGCUACUAAACAAAAAGUACAGCGGCAACGUAGCCGCAGUUUCGAUGCCAGUGAGAAAGCUAGCCAUAAAGGAGCAUUUAUUCAUCAAGUGCUGUUAGAUGAUGAUUCUGCAGCUAACAGUGACGAUAAAUAUCGGCAGGAUAGUGAAAAUGAUUUAGAAAAAAUACUGAAUGGUCCGCUGUCAUUACUGACUCCAUUCGCUAAAUGGUUGUUGAAAUGGUCGGCAAAAAGUGAGCCUGGAGAUAUUCAGCGACUUAACAUUGGCACUAAUAGAUGCCACCUGAUUAGCAUGAGAGUAAUUUUGGAUCUAGAUAUCGUACUAAAUAGCCUUUGGCUGCUUGAGAAUGGCUACCAAAUUGACUCUUCUAGAUUCAAUGACGAUGAAAUUGUCCAUGGUACUCAUUUUAUGGCAGAAUCCUCAAUUAAGACAGUAACGUCUGAUGAUUCUAUGGCAUCAUCGUCACGAUUACGAAGUGUAUCACAUCCUACUCCGAUCCUGAAUGCGCUAAACGUGCAAGAUCAUGACAGAUCUGAUGGUUUUGACUCUAAGCUUGAUCUUAAUCCCUCCUCAGUGUCUUCAAUACCAUUAACAAAGCUGUCACAUGAUGAUUUAUCCAUGAAAGAUAUUGAUUCUGUCAAAAGCGUAGACUUUUACAAUGUUAACGAAGUUUUGGAACAUGAGCAGCAAAAUCAUAUUGAUGACGGCGAUGAUGCAAACGACAAUCUAAUUCAGAAUCCGUUAGAUACAGAGAAACAAUCUGCCUAUUUUCAUUUAAACACUGAUUCAAGCGAGUCAGAAUCUAAUAACUUAAAAGGUGUUCUCACCAAGCAGAUACAAAAUAUAGAAAGAAAGGGUGAUUUUCUAGCUAUGAAGCAGCAAAAUAUUAGUGAUAGUACUCGGUCUGAAGGUGGACAAUUGCAUAAAAGUAGUCAAACAAGGGAAAAAAUAUCAACAUGCGAAAUACCACCUACCGAUGCUGAUCAAGAGUUGAGCACAUCGUUAGAUGAUCCAACUAAAAAAUUGACAAAUACCAAAAGUAAUUCUAGUUCAUUAACGGCUUCAACGCCUUUUCAUCAAGCUAUCACGACCGUUGAUUUGUCACCUUCAACUUACCGAUCGACAAAUAAUCAGGAUGGCACCUUAAUUUUUUUCGAUCGUACUGACAAUAGUGCUGAAGAAAAGAAAAUUAUGGAACUUAAUGAUAGCGACAACCAAUAUCCAACUGUUAUUGCAAAGAAAGAAUUAUCCAAUGUUGACCAGGUCAAUUUGGAUAGUAGCGGUAAAAGGUUGGAUUUAAAUCCUGAUCAAUCUUCAAAAUCUUAUGGUGGCUUUCAUCAGGAAGUAGACUACGACAAGGUGACAGACAUAAUGCCAACUUAUGUAAUGGCAGUCGAUCAGAUAGCGACAGACAGUAACUCAGAUGUUUGUCAUAGUAGGGACAACAAAGUAUUAAGUCCGACACAUGGCAGGAAAAUAACCAGGCAACAUCAAGUCAAGAGCUCUUCUAGUGCUAACGAGCACUCUAGUACAAUGAAACAGGAAAUUUCAACAUUACGACGAUAUAGUAAAAAUUCUCAGGAUCACAAUAAUAAAUCUAAGAGUUACAAUAGGAAUGCACUGGUUACUAGUCACUAUCGAAAUAGUUUGCAACCUGAUAAUGAUAGUGAAAGUGGGGAAUGGAAUAGUAGCAAAAUCAAAGCAGCUUCAAGCAAAUAUCAAAUUAGCAGAAACGUCAAAAGUAGUAAUAAGGAAUUUCACGACGAUAGCGAUGAAGAAUGUACUUAUCGUCAAGCAAUUUUAAAUCCUUUAAGCAAUGGCACUACGGACAGCAUUAAAUUGAACACAGCAAAAAUUAUGCCAACCUCGAAUAAAAAUCAAGGCAAUAAACUGUAUCAGCACUCUGUUGAAGGUAAUGGGCAGGAAUCAUGUCAUGACCAAUUUUCGGAUACCAUGGAAAAAGACGAAGUAAAAAUAACCCCUGAUUCAGUUCAAAGAGUUGUUCGUGAUGAAAUGAUUAGAGUUUUACAGAUGCAAAAUAGUAAUUUAAUGAUGAUGUUGCAAGGUGCUCAGGAAAGUGGGGCCCCAUUAUCAAAGCCAGCUUUAGACGCUGACAAUAUCGGUAUUGCUACCCAAAGUCGUCAAUUUUCAGAAAGAGAUAAUGCAAUAAAAAUCAAUGAUGAUGAGAAAGAACAUAAGAAAUUUGAAACCAAAGUUGAUGCAUCAACGAGUCCGAUUUUAUAUCAAGCUAAUGGAAUAAGUCAACAGGAAGAUGAGGAUACAACUCGUAAAGAUAGUUCAGAUUCGAAAUUAUCAAUCCGUACCCAAUCAUUAAAUGAAACAAGAAGUAUUCAAUCUAGCUGCCAAUCAAGUAUCAGAAAGACCGAUUUAGUUCAUUCUGCCGUAUCUUCUGGUACUUUACCGCUUUUGCAAGCUAACAUUGCAGAUGAUGAAGACGAGCAAUUACCUCAGCUAGAUUCGAAUUCCCUAGUCUACUCUGGCAUAAAUUCGAAGCUAAAUCAAGAUCACGGAGUAUCUAUGGCUCCAUUGUACCAUUUGCACAGUCAUGAUAUUGCAUUUGCGUCAAAAGAAGUAGAACUACCAUUAUUAAUGGUGGAUCCAAAACAAUUGAAUAAUCGAGUAAGCGAAUACCGUUCUACAUCAUUAAUUCAAUCAUAUGAUAUUACUUCUAUUCCUCGCCCCGAAGAAAUAAUCAAAUCUGAACGCACCGCUGAAAAUUCUUAUCCACUUUUACAUGUCGAUUUGGAUACAGUCAAUAAUAAUUAUCCUAAACGUCAACCGCAUAAUAACAAGCGAAACACAUUUGUCUCAACUUUGAUACCUCCCGAGCAAAUUUCAACCAUAACUGACUGGAAUAAAGUGCCCAGCAAUUAUUUGUUAUCAAAUGGUUUAAAUGAUGUUGAGUUACUGAAAUGCGAUUUAUCUUUAUCCUCAUUAAAUCAUAAUGAUAAGCUAUUAAAUGAAAAAGACCUCUCCAAAAAACAACCGGAAAAAAUUAACGUUGAUACGAAAGAAGUUCAAAUUGAUAAUAAAAUAAAUCAUGAAAUCACUGUUACAAGAAGAAAAAGACACCGGCAGCAAAAUAAGGAAAAUUUCCAAUUUUUAAAUCAAUUAGCCCUUGAUAGCAAACCCAUUCAAUCAAAUUCGCAAAAUACGGCUACAAUAGAUAACGAUUGUGUCAGCUCAAAUCAGAUUAAAGAUUUAAAAGAGAAAAAAAAUAAAAGAAUAUAUAGAAAAGAUCAACCAGGUCAAAUUAGAGUUGGAAAUGCAGUUAUAACAUUAAAACAAGCUAAGGUUACUUCUAUUUCUGAUGUUGAUAUCAAUGGCGCUGAGAAAAAAUCAGGAGAAAUUGACAAUCUAAGUCUUCAGUUAAGCAAUGUUAGUCAACAGUCCAUACCUAUCACAACCCCUGAACGGGAAGAAAUGCAAGAGAAAUUACUCAAAGAUAAGGAAAAAUUUCUAAACGAUGUUUUCGAUGGUCAAGUUCCUCUUGAAUUAAAAAAUAUGGUACUCUUUGGCCAAUCUGUAAAAGGUGAACAGGAGGCAGAAGAUGAAUUGGCAACAACUGAAGAUGACGAAGUGCAAUUAGCGAGCAAUCAAGCUGAAAUUGAUCACUAUAAUAAAGAUGCUUGUGUUGGCCCAGAUAUAGCUGAUGAUUAUAACAUCUUAUCAUCAAAGGAAACCACUGAGGUACAUACUCAAACAGAAAGUUCAGAAUCAAAAGCUAAUGUAGCGGGAAAUGGUAUUCAUUCAAAAAUGGAAAUCCAUCAUUUACUUGAAGAAUACCCACAACAACCUCGUACUGCAUCUAAUGAAGUAAUUAAUCAAGAUCAACAACCUAUUAGUUAUGUUUCCCCUGAGUUAUUUCUUCACGGCAAUAAUCAAGCUACGAAUUCAUUGCUAACUUUACCUAAAAACACUAAGGUAACGCUAAUUUCUGCAGCUGAUACAGUUAGCAGUAAUCAAUCUAGCCAUGAUGGAAAACAGCAUCAUUUUAUUCAUGUCGCUGAUAUACACAGCGACCAUCCAGAAAGUAAUUUCAUACCUGUUAGAACAUUUAAGCCACCAGAAUUAGCAUCAUCUCUGCAGCAAGAUGUCGACAGAUUGUUAGAGUCAACCGAUAGCGAUAGCAAGUUAGACUUGCAUAAAGACGGUAAAUUCGAUGAUAUUAAGACUAAUGAUAUUGGUCCGGAUGAAGCCACUAUGUCAGCUUUCAAAUCUCUUGAUGACAUGAUGAAAUCGGUAAAGCCGAUUGCCCCUUCGAGCGAAAAUGACAUACAAGUACGAGCUAAAACUGGAUUACAACGGCAUUUAGAAGGAAUGAAAUCACGUUUGGAAGCAAUAGAAGAAAUUACUCAAAAUGUUACAAAUCAAUUUCAAGAUGUUAAAGCGCUAGCAAAAACAAUUGAACGACUAGAACAAGCUCGUCAUCCUCAAUUAAACAUAGAUAACGACGGAGAAGAUGAUAGCAAUCCUAUCCAAGUUACUACAUUACUAGAACAACUCGGUCAAAAGCUGCAGCCAAAGAUUGAUCACAGUGACAGUAAUCAUAUAUCAUUACAAGUCAAUGCUUCUCCAUCGACUUCAUUAUCCACCUCGAAAGACGUACUCUCGAAUGUGGCAUUAGAAAUUGAAUCCAAUGUGGAGCAUCAUGUCAGUGACGAUAGAGGUAGUGAGGAAAGUUUUUCGUCGACUAUUCAACUAAGUAGCAAAUUGCCAACCGAUCUUGCAUCAAUGAUCAGUAAGCAGAGCCAGAUUACUGACCAAUCUCAAGAUAAUGUUCUGACCGCAUAUAACAGCGUAAAGAGUAUAAAGGAGUCAUUGCCUGAAGGUUCGUCUGAUUUAAGAUCGCUGUUUCCUGAUUUGCAACAAUCUCAAAGCAACGUUGAUAAUAAGGAAGAAAAAAGAAAGGAAUUACUAGCUUGGAUGGCUAAGCGUCGUCAAGAACAAGCUAUCAAAUAUAGGCAACAUUUGGAUGAUUUAAAAGAGCGAGAAAACCCAAGUCAUUUCAGAUAUAAAGAUGGUAAGAAGAAAAUGGGAUAUAAAGAAAUUAAAGCUAGUCGAAAGAAGGAACUUCAUCAGCGUAAGUUAAAAGAGAAGAAAUAUCAACAAACACGUUUUGAACUUGCUUUCCAAUUAAUGGGCGAUAUUGUUACUGAACCGGCGCCUAAGAUACGCAAAUACAAUGAAGUCGUAAAAUCAUCAGUAAAAUCAUAUCAACGGAAUGGACCAAUAAAACAGAAAGCCAACAAAUCUAAUACCACUGAAAAUAAUGCAACGAAGAGAUUAGAAUCAGCAUUUAAACUAAUAGAAGACAUGCAGUUAACAGGACAAGAACAGCAUAUUAUUGGCGAAGAAGGCGAUGAUAUAGAAGAUGAAGGUGCUCAGACUUUAUCCAGUGAAGGGUAUUCAUUCGCUCCUUAUGUUAAUGAUCACUUGCAGCAAGCGCUAGUGAAAAAUAGAGCUCCAUUUAUUCGCAGUCAAGAUCUUCAUUUAUCAUUAAAUCAACAACAAAUCGAGGCCCUUCAGCGAGCUAAACAGUAUUCACAAAGAAUCGAUAAGAUUCAACAAGUACGAACUAAACGUGAAGAAGAACAAUUAAAGAGUAAAACUGAUACCAAUACGAAACCUCGUCUGCUAUCUUCAACACCAGCAACACUAACUACUUCACAAGCUAUUAAUCCUAGAAAAUCUUUAGCAUCUCCUCAAAAAGUUAGAGUUGGUUUUACUACACCAGUUGGACGUUAUAAGGCCUCGCAAGCAAAAAGAGAGAGGGCUAAUCGCAACCAAUCUUAUGCAAAAACAAAGUCAUCAAAUAAAGCACGCGUACAACAAGAUCUUCAACAAUCGAUUGAAUCUGACAUUGGUGGAUGGGAAGCAAGUGACGUACAAUAUGACGAUGUUAAAGAAAUCUUGGCAAAAAAUAAUAUCAAUAUCGAUAACAUUUCGUUAAGUAGUGGCAGUGUAAGCCAGUCAAUUGACUGGAAAGCCGUAGAUGCUAUCUUAGCUGAAGAUAGCAGCGUUAUUGGCGGAAGUAAUAUCUCAAGUAACGAUAUUCAUGGGUCUUCAAUAUUAAGCGGACCAACUUCGGAAGCACCAAUCCGCUACGGCAUCCAAGACCAUGAUUUAGUCUUAAGUUAUAAUCCUUCUGAUGAUUUCAUUAAGUCUAACGUAGGAAAGGCUGCUCAGAUUCGAGCCGAUUAUAAUCACCCAGAUCUUAAACAAUAUCAUGUAGUUGGAAACUCCAGUAAUAUACGCGAUACAGCCAGUAUCAGAUCAGUUAGUAGCAUGAGUGGAAGUAUAAUGAGUAAUAUCGAUUGGGAUGAAGUAGAUAAACUAAUAGAAGAUGCUUAA